AGGGUUGCAGUCUUAAAUCCACUUCCACAAGCGUCACAUAUUCGACCCGGAAACCGUGCGUGUUGCGGUCAAUAUUCCGAGGUGUUCCCUGUUUCUCAGAUGAACUAACCACGGCAACAUGUCGGAGCUACAAUUGAAGCUAGUCAUCAGGGUAGCUUUCUUCGAUCUUCUUCUUCCUUUGGCUUCAGCCGACUGUGUUGAUUUGGAUCUGGGAAUGGGAAAUGGAAAAAUUUCUGACGAUGAAAUAACUACGUCAUCUCAACAAAGUGCCAACACACCUGCCAAGAAUGGUCGACUGAACUACACAUCAGGAUCAUCAUGGUGUGCAGGAACAAGUGACACUAACCCAUAUCUACAGAUUAAUUUGCCAACACUUUAUACCAUCUGUGCUGUGUCCACUCAAGGGAAUUCUGAAGCAGAUCAGUGGGUGAACACCUAUGCACUACAGUUAUCUACAGAUGGGACAACUUGGACUGACUACAUAAAAGGUGGAAAAGUUAAGACCUUUCAGGGAAAUAGUGACAGAGACUCUGAGGUAAAACAUGUUCUUUAUGAAAGUCUCGAAGCACGCUACAUACGAAUAUUUCCAAAAGCGUACCAUGGUGCCAGGUGUAUCAGGGUGGAGUUGUUCGGUGUCAAGCGAAAACCAGUGAAUUUUGCCCUUAGGAAGCCCACUCUUCAGUCAUCGACAUUCAACAAUACUCAGUUGGGUGUGUCAGGUGUGUCAGGGAAAGCAGUGGAUGGUAAUUCUGACACAGAAUUUAGAAAUGGAAGCUGUUCACAUACUCAGGCAAACAAUCCUAGCUGGUGGAGGGUUGACCUGGGUCCAGAUAAGGUGGCAGUCUCUGACAUAUUCAUAGUCAACAGAAUUUCAACAUCUCCCGUGAUUGCUAGAAAUAGAAACUAUAACAUUACAUUGGGUGACAACUCAGAAGUAGUAAACAACCUUCAGUGUAAAGGACUGUACAGUUUUGUUAACUUCACAGCAUCAGCUGUUUGUUUCACCAACCCACUGACAACUGGCAGAUAUGUUGGGAUAUUAACCACAAAGCAACAUAGUCUUCAACUCUGUGAAGUGGAAAUCUAUUUGCGAGAUAAUCUUGCAUUUAGAAAACAGACAAAUCAAAGUAGUGUACAGUAUGGUGGUGUAAGUAGCAGGGCAGUUGAUGGUAUAAGUGACACAAGCUAUCAGGCAAGAAGCUGUACCCACACUCGCAGAGAAGACAACCCUUGGUGGAGAGUUGACCUGGGACAGGUUGAACCAGUUUCAGAAGUAUACUUAGUCAACCAAGCAGAUGAAUGGUUUUUCAGACAGAAUAAUUUUGAGAUCAGAGUGGGCACAGUAUCUGAUAAUGGAGGGAUUACCAAUCCCAGGUGUGGUGAUAAGGAGAAUUAUAGUCUACCACAAGGAGAAGGUGUAUCCUUUUUCUGUCGUCCUGUUUUAUUUGGAAGAUAUGUGACAAUAAGAAGUUUGAGAACCGACAACGAACACUUCACCCUCUGUGAAGUUGAAGUUUAUUCUGAAAGGAGAGCUUGCCAAAUGCAAGCCAUUGGUGUGGCUAGCAAUGACACACUCCCUGAUGCCAGCUUCUCAGCAUCAAGUGGAGAGAGCAAUUUUGAAGCUUUUAAAGGUCGACUAAAUGCAAAUAGGGCAUGGAGACCCAGCGGAAAUGACAGACCUGAUGAUUAUCUGCAAAUUGAUCUGCAGUAUGAGUUUCUUAUUUGUGCUGUAGCUACUCAAGGAAGGUCAAAUUUUGAUGAUUGGACAACAGAGUACAAGUUACAGCUAUCCUUUGACGGUUCCACUUUUGUGACCUACAAGGAAAACAAUGUUGACAAGGUUUUUAGUGGCAAUUCUGGAAGACAUGAUAUUGUCAAACAUAAUCUCAGAGACGUGAGGGCAAGGUUCAUCCGUUUCCAGCCUGUCAAGUUUCAGAGAAGGAAAGCUUUGAGAGUAGAGGUGUAUGGAGUACUUAUAUCCAAAGUGCCCUCACAAGCACCCAGUAACUUGACUUUAUCUGCAAGCUCUUCUACAAGUAUUACAGCAUCCUGGCAGUUACCUCCUGCAUAUUCCAGACAUGCCAACAUCACAGGAUUUAAAUUGUUCUACAAAAAGAAAGGGUUUAUGGAGUCAAUGAAUGUGUCAACUAUCAAUGGUGGAAUCACCUUUUCUAGAGAUAUUACUGGUCUGGAGAAGUACACAGAAUAUGAAUUUCAAGUGCUGGCUUUUACAUCUCAUGGUGAUGGACCAAAGAAUUCUGUUGUGGUGGAAAGAACAAAGGAAGAUGUCCCUUCAAAACCUCCUGGUGGCUUAACUGUGGCAGCCAGCAAUUUUACCAGUGUUUUAGCUACGUGGCAGUUACCACCUGAAGAGUCUAGACAUGGAAUUAUCAGAGGAUAUAAACUGUUUUACAGAGAUGCAAAUGGUGACGUGGACUCAACGGUCGAGCUACUCAUCCAUGAUGCAGCAAUUCGGUCCACAUCCGUCACUGGGCUACAAUCUCAUACAGAUUAUGAGUUUCAAGUUUUAGCCUUCACAUCUGUUGGUGAUGGACCAAAGAGUUCUGUGAAAGGCGUAGAAACAACUUUAGGUGCACCCGGUCCUCCUGCUUCCUUCAAUCAUACCCUUAAAACACCAACUGAGUUGCGGGGACCAAUGAUAACUUUAUCCUGGGCAUCACCUUCACUAUCAAAUGGAGUUAUUAGGAGCUACACCGUGUUUUACCGCCACAGUGAAGAUCCACAUAAUGUUCACCAUCAGAGAUUUGGACCAGAUGUGUUUAGUCACACAGUUGAUGUGUUGGGUGGAGUCACCUAUUGGUUUGAGGUCAGAGCUGAGAUCAUACAACCUGGAAAAAAUGCCUCUUUAACUGUUGAUGUCCCAGAAUAUAAACCAAGGGGUGGCCCAGCUAAUGUAUCAUCUUCUGAGGUGAACAAAACCACCUUUAACAUUUCAUGGCCAAUUCUAUCAAGAGAACUGAGCAAUGGUGACAUCAUUCUGUAUAACGUCAAAGAAGAAUUGUUGUCUCGGGGAACACGACAGAAAAGAGCUUCUCUGAGCAGCAAAACAGUUAAUACAACAAAUACAUUCAUUUUAUUGAGUGGAUUAUUGCUUUGUUCGCAAUACCAAGUGUCUGUUCGAGCUUAUACCAAAGUAGGACCCGGUCCAUAUGGUCCACCUGUAGAACUACCGAGAACAGCAGGCCCAGGAACGCCUUGGGGGUUAACUGCAACAAACGUUGGAGCAACCCAAGUGACGCUGGAAUGGAAAGAACCAGAGCUCAUGACAAAAGAAGGCCUCAGCUAUAGAGUGAAGUAUCACGGAACAAAGCCUUACAAUGGAAGCUUUAGAGAGGAAGGUGUCCAAGACGUUGACAGUACCACUUCCUAUACUAUGAAAGGUUUAACUCCCGGUUCCACGUACGAGUUUCAGAUUAUCGUACGCUCCGUAUGUGGACUAGGAGUGGGCAAAGAAUUUCCUGAUAAAGUCGAAACAAAGAUAACAGGUAAAAUUUGA
Messenger RNA from Stylophora pistillata, 3517 nucleotides. RefSeq lists its product as uncharacterized. Gene Ontology annotation, molecular function: protein binding. The record is from RefSeq and is a predicted model, not a curated record. Lineage: Eukaryota; Metazoa; Cnidaria; Anthozoa; Scleractinia; Pocilloporidae.